CUUCUGCGGCAAGAGAAACAGGCAUCAGAGAAGGCGCCCCGUGACGUCACACGGCGUGCCGCCCACUCCAGGAAGGCCUCGGGCGCAGGAGAAAGCGUGUCCCUGGUCCUCUCCACGAAGGGGAAUUAGACAAGUCCUCUGCACUGCGUUCCCUGUGAGACCCGAAUCUGCAUCGGAGGAAGAUUGGGCUUCAGUCUGGGGAUAGAGUUCAUGUACGAUGGACGUCCGAAAUUUUCCUAAUCCAUUUCCUGAUUACAGUAGUGGCGCCUCGAAUGCUUUCAAUGUGACUGGACAGCUGACUCCUGACUUUGUUAAUCGUUUGAAUGGCACAAUCAAAGGACUCCUUCAGCUCAUGGAAAAGGGACUGAAAUCUGCAGAUCCGAGAGACUUCACGGUGUACACCGGCUGGUCAGGAAUUGCCCUAUUGUAUCUUCACCUCUCUGAGGUCUAUGGAGAUCCAUCCUACCUGCAGAGGGCACAGGAGUAUGCCGCCAAAGGCCUUAGUCGCGUGAAUCAGCGCGACGUCACCUUUCUGUGCGGCUACGCAGGGUCCUAUGCAGUAGCAGCUGUUAUUUCCUAUAAGCUGGGAAACCACAAGGAGGCAGAGGAUUGUAUCACAAGAGUUCUCCAGAUUCACCCGUCUGUGAUCAAGGCAGAUUCCCGGCUACCAGAUGAACUUUUAUAUGGCCGGAUGGGUUACCUAUACACCCUGCUGUUCAUCAACCAGCAUUACGCGGAGGAGAAGAUUCCUGUCCGGUACAUCCAGGAGGUGUGUGACGCGGUCCUGAGAUCCGGUCAGAGCACGGCAGCUCAGAAAUGUGUUACCGCCCAGAGCCCAUUAAUGUACGAGUGGUACAGAGAACACUACGUGGGACCGGCCCACGGCCUGGCAGGCAUCUACUACUACUUAAUGCAGCCCGUCUGCAAUACCAGCAGUGAAAAGCUACAGACCCUCAUCCGACCCAGUGUGGAAUAUGUCCGGCAACUCAAAUUCCCAUCUGGAAACUAUCCUUCCUGCAUUGGAGAGAAUAGGGACCUUCUGGUGCACUGGUGUCACGGAGCUCCUGGUGUCAUUUAUAUGUUAACGCAGGCCUACAAGAUUUUCCAGGAUGACAGCUACCUAUCAGACGCUGCACAGUGCGCAGAGAUCUCGUGGCAGCGUGGCUUGUUGAAGAAAGGUUAUGGCCUGUGCCAUGGAGCCGCAGGAAAUGCCUAUAGUUUCCUAGCAAUGUACAACCUGACUGGUGAUUUGAAGUACUUGUACAGAGCAUGUAAGUUUGCAGAGUGGUGCAUGGAUUAUGGUGAACACGGCUGCAGGACGCCAGACUCUCCAGCUUCCCUUUUUGAAGGAAUGGCUGGCACAAUUUAUUUUCUAGCCGACUUGCUGAACCCUACGACUGCCAAGUUCCCUGCGUUUGAGAUCUAAUUCCUCUGCUCUCACCCUGUUUCUAUGGGACUACUCUGCUUACAGCCACUGCAAACAACUUGCCCCCCAUUUAUAUUGGAGACUGCUGCAUUCAGUGUACAAAACCAGCCUGGUUUAUAUUUCUUCUCUGGGUAGCUAUUAGGGAUGAAUGUAUUUACGGGAAAGAAACGUUCUAACUGUUCAUAUAACCUGCUUCAGUGAUGUCUGUGCUGCUUCCGUUUAGUACAUGGCUGUAAUAAGUACAAAAGCCUGGAUUUGUUUAAAAAUGAUUGAGAAAAAAGAAGUGCAUUUUUAUUUUUGUGAUCUGUCUACUACAUUAGUAAAGCAGUACGUACUAAAA
Messenger RNA from Pseudophryne corroboree (corroboree frog), 1766 nucleotides. RefSeq names its product LanC like glutathione S-transferase 1 (gene LANCL1). The transcript is spliced from 10 exons. The record is from RefSeq and is a predicted model, not a curated record. Gene Ontology annotation, cellular component: plasma membrane. Lineage: Eukaryota; Metazoa; Chordata; Amphibia; Anura; Myobatrachidae. Gene Ontology annotation, biological process: carbohydrate metabolic process; peptide modification. Bases 218 to 1426 code for a protein of 402 amino acids.